ACUGCUACAACAACAGAUUGGAAGAAGCUAAGAGUUUUGAUACCUGGAAAACUGGAUUCUGAAUCGUGAGAGGCUUUGAACCGCCUCCCCCCCAAAAUAAAACAAACCCUUUUGACUUCUUCUCUCAGCAGGAGGGGGAGGGAGGGCGGAUUUACCAUGAAGACAAAUCGAAGAUGCAGAGCCCUGCUAGCAGUGAGUCUGAAUCUGAUGGCUCUCCUCUUCUCUACAACAGCUUUUAUCACGACCCACUGGUGUGAGGGCACGCAGAGGGUCCCCAAGCCGAGCUGUGGGAAAGAGAAGAAGACAAACUGCCUCAACUACAGCGGGAAUGAGACUGCAAAUGAGACAAACCAGAAUGUGGUUCAUUACAGCUGGGAGACAGGAGAUGACCGCUUCCUUUUCAGGUAUUUUCACACUGGGAUCUGGUACUCCUGUGAAGAAAAUAUCAAUGCCGCUGGUGAAAAAUGUCGAAGUUUUAUUGACCUUGCCCCGGCUUCUGAAAAAGGUGUCCUGUGGUUAUCAGUAGUAUCCGAGGUAUUAUACAUCAUGCUGUUAGUCGUCGGAUUCAGCCUUAUGUGCCUCGAGCUCUUUCAUUCAAGCAGUGUGAUAGAUGGGCUCAAGUUAAAUGCCUUUGCUGCUGUCUUCACUGUGCUUUCAGGUCUCUUGGGGAUGGUGGCACACAUGAUGUAUACUCAAGUUUUCCAAGUGACAGUCAGCCUUGGGCCAGAGGACUGGCGACCGCAUUCGUGGGACUAUGGAUGGUCCUUCUGUCUGGCAUGGGGCUCUUUCACCUGCUGCAUGGCGGCCUCCGUUACUACCUUGAACUCUUACACUAAGACUGUCAUUGAGUUCAGACACAAGCGCAAAAUCUUUGAGCAGGGCUUUCGAGAAGAGCAGAACUUCCUAGACCAGGAAGCCAUCAAGUACUUCAGAGAAAGGGAUUCACAACACCCAGCUCUAAAUGUCACUAGCACGCAGAGGACCAGGAGUGACCGUAAUGCUCAGAAAAUGCCCCCAUUCGCUAUGUCAAGCUCUUCCAGCAACACAUCAAGCAGCUCUUCACUUUCAUCGGAACUGACCAGCCAGAUCUCCAUGGUUCAGGAUCAAACCCUGCUGGACAUUGCCUCCAUCACUAGAUUGGCCCCAGGAGAAUCAUCAAGCCCUCAAGCAUUUGAGCAAAGAGAUAAAAAUUUAGCAAUAUCAUGUUCCAGCCCACUCGGAGCAAAGACUUUUCCAGCCUCUUGCCCAGCCAGCCCCAGGCUCAGUCUAACAUCCAGCUCAGCCAAGCCACAGCAAUACUCUGACUCCUCUCCAGUCAGUCCAGGGAUCAAUGCAACCUCCUUCUAUACCUUUUGUCCUCACACAGCACAAAACGUACGAGCUUCAGCAUCAGGUCACACACUGACCCCAACCAGGAAAAGCACAAGGCCUCCAGCAACGCUGACUCCUGAAGAUAGCUCCCAGUCUCCCGGCUAUUCUAAAACUGGAUUAAAGAAUACAGGAAAGGGUUUUGAAUCAGAUCUGGAAGAUUCUGAUCACGAAAGGAGAUUGGUAACCACAAAGGAAUUCCAAGCCAUGGAGAGAGAACUAGAGGAUGUGAAAGAAGAACUGAAAUGCCUGAAGUGGAAAGUGAGACACAUUGGUGAGACAGUGCAGCCCCUGGCAGAGGACAGCAAGCGUUACAAUGGCUACACCCUGACGGAGCUCAAGGCAAUGGUGCAGUUUGAAGACGACCCUUACAAGGCUGCACACAAGAUCCUAACUGCACUCUUCAGCGAUGUCUACUUGCUCCAGCACUCAGUCACUGAACAGGCCUGCAACUCCCGAUCUCUGCCCAAGCCCAAAAUAGACCCAGAGCUGUACACAGUGUACUGUGACAUUCUGAAAAGCAUAUUCCCUGGAAUUAGCAGCCAGACCUUGAGGGAAGAGACACAACACGUGCAGAAAAGCACCCAGAAAGAAGUGCAACACCAGACCCCACAAGACGUUCAGUGAAGUGAAAAGUCUCCAACGAUUUUAGAGAGCGGAACUGUGGGUACGUACCAUUGGUUGAGUCUAUCCCUUUUAGGUACGAAUCAUCUGUAACAACAUUGGUGAGCUCUGAGCCCUUCAUGCCACUUGCCCAAUGAGACAGGAUGGGAAGGCUUUCCACGUUCUUCCCGCAUUUUAGAAAUAAAUUGCCCCCCUUAGCGUCUCUUUCAAUAUAUGGAUGUCUCCUUGCUUCCAGCAACUACAAAUGCUGACAAAAGAAUCCAGAGAAGGCAUUGUAUGUCCAAGCAAGGGCCUCCCCCAGCCCCAAACAGACCAACCAACCAACCAACCAGCAUCUGGGUAGUUU
Messenger RNA from Cuculus canorus (common cuckoo), 2338 nucleotides. It is a transcript of the gene GSG1L, whose product is annotated as GSG1 like. Gene Ontology annotation, cellular component: plasma membrane. Lineage: Eukaryota; Metazoa; Chordata; Aves; Cuculiformes; Cuculidae. Bases 157 to 1995 code for a protein of 612 amino acids. The record is from RefSeq and is a predicted model, not a curated record. The transcript is spliced from 7 exons.